AUGGUGUCUAUUUUCAAAGCAACGGCUCUCGAGCCACUGGUCACCGGGACGUUGUUGUAUUCGUUGCCUAGGCUUCCUCCAUCACUUCUUGAGCGGCUCCCUCAAAGCCUUCACAGUGUUGUUCAGUCGCCACGAACAGCCACCGCGCUUACUUUUCUCUUCAUCCUCGGAAUCCUGAGGAAGGCCAACAAUUUCCUAUCACGACGGGCGAUCAACAACUGGACGCGGACCGACCGCUGGGAUGCAAGUAAAGAGCUCGUCCUAGUCACCGGAGGCGCCAGCGGUAUAGGCGAGAAAGUCACUGCGGGCCUGGCGGCACGGGGUGUCAAGGUGGUUAUCCUCGACGUCAAUGCGCCAAAGACACCACUGCCGCCAAACGUCGCCUUCUUCCAAGUCAACAUCACAUCCUCGGACGCUGUGAGAGAUGUGGCGAACGAAAUCCGCAAGACGUAUGGACACCCGACUGUCCUCGUCAACAACGCAGGCGUCGGCGAGGGAGGCACGAUCCUGAGCGGGUCGGAAGCAAGUAUCCGACGCACGUUCGACGUCAACACCAUCUGCCAUUUCGUCCUUGUGAAGGAAUUCCUCCCCGAGAUGGUCCGUAACAACCACGGCCAUGUGGUCACCGUGGCGAGCAUGGCCAGCUUCGCAACGGCCGGGAACAUGAUCGCCUAUGCUUGUUCCAAGGCUAGCGCGCUCGCUUUCCACGAAGGGCUCGGCCAGGAGCUGAGAUACUGGUACAACGCUCCCAAAGUCCGCACUAGCAUUGUCCAUCCUAGCUGGGUCGCUACGCCAAUGACACAGCCCUUACAAGAUGCCGACGAAGGCUUUCGACGGUCGGCCAUGCGAGUCGAAACAGUCGCGGACGCCAUCGUCAAGCAAAUCAUCUCGGGCAGCAGUGGUCAGAUUAUCCUCCCGGCUUCCCUGUCCAAUGCGGCACUCAUCAGAGCGCUGCCCUUCUGGAUCCAGGAGGCUGUGCGAGGCGAUGUCACCAAGAUGCUAAAGCGCACAGGAGCUUAG
This is a messenger RNA of Fonsecaea multimorphosa CBS 102226, 1020 nucleotides long. RefSeq lists its product as uncharacterized. The record is from RefSeq and is a predicted model, not a curated record. Lineage: Eukaryota; Fungi; Ascomycota; Eurotiomycetes; Chaetothyriales; Herpotrichiellaceae. Gene Ontology annotation, molecular function: oxidoreductase activity, acting on the CH-OH group of donors, NAD or NADP as acceptor. The transcript is spliced from 3 exons. The coding region runs from base 1 to 1020 and encodes 339 amino acids.